AUGCCACCAACUCCUUCGCUCCGCUCCCUCCCUCCCUUCUACGCAAUCAUAUCCAAGAGCUGUUCCCGCUCCUGGUCUCCUUGCUGGCCUCAACCUUCGUUUGCCAUCAUUUUCCCGACCGGUUGCGAGGAGGACGAGGAGGACGAGGAGGACGAGGAGGACGAGGAGGACGAGGAGGAUCCGGGCCCGGAAUGGAGAGCUCCCCCUUCCGAUAGCGACACUUCCCAGUUGACAUCUGCAAAGACAGAAAUAGGCGAAAUCAGCAAGCAAGCCAACGCUGGCCAAGCAGCAAUCUCGCGCGAUGCCAAAUCGAAGCAUAGCAAGAGACUGCACAGCGCGCACGACAAGUUCUGGAUGUCUUCUGAAGAAGACCUGUACGCAGCGGAGAGGGCCAGCAUGCAGCUGCCCGAGGGAUCAAAGGAGCCGGCGAAGAAGAGGGAGAUGAGUCUACCAGAGCUGGAGGCCUUGAAUGCUCUCAAUAACAAGAUGCUCAAGGCGGCAGAGAAGGCAGAUCUUGACGCGUUUCGACAAGCAGUCCAGGCAGGAGCGGAAGUGAACGUGCGGCAUGUGGGGAGAAGUCGCAUGACAGUUCUUCACCUUGCUGUGCUGUCGGGCAGCAUCGAGUUCAUCAAGGAAAUCUACCUGGCGGGUUGCGACUUGGAGGUUCGCGAUGUUUGCGGGAUGUCAGCGCUGAAUGUCGCGGUGCUUGCAAGACAAGAGGCCUGUGCUGCGCUGCUAGCAAGGUUGGGAGCGAGAGUCUUCUCCAAGCAGCCAGUUGUCAAGGGGGCGUCGCCGGCUGAGGUCGCCGAUAGCAGCGCCAUGGAGGCAGCCAGACGUCUGGGCCUCGAGGAGCUGGAGAGCAACCUGAAGCGAAUCUUGGAGGCGAGGAAGCGCGUGGGGAGGAAGAGAGCCACAACACGGGAAGAGCGUCAGCAGGUCUUGAGGAGGAUCGACGAAAGUCCUCUAUCUUCCAGCGAUGAGCUCUUGUAUGUCGAACCCGUCGAAGACUCGCCGGAGGCUAGGCAGGAGGUGCCGCCUGCUUGUCUUUCGGUGGCUUCUGAGCCAUUAUUGCAUGUCGGGCAGGAGCUCAUCAAGUACUCGCAUGAAGCAGUCGAAGAAUCCAUGGUGCGCAUCGCCAGCAAGCUCAUGAUGAAGAGAAUCCCCAAGUCUCAGACGCUCGACUGGUUGGCCAAGCAGAAGGUCAACAAAUCCAUGGAGGACGGAGAACAGCAGGAGAGCUUGAUGAGCUCUGACGCCUGA
Molecule: messenger RNA, 1260 nt
Organism: Guillardia theta CCMP2712
Lineage: Eukaryota; Cryptophyceae; Pyrenomonadales; Geminigeraceae
Exons: 10
Coding region: 1-1260 (419 amino acids)
Molecular function (GO): protein binding
Source: RefSeq, a predicted model, not a curated record